AUGGCUGAGAGCUCCCUAGAGUGGCUGGAACGAGAAAUUGAUACCUUAAGGAAGCUUAGGGAUGGGAUUGCUGAACUUGCUCGCGAUCUGAAUUCGAGAACAACUUCCAGUCAACAAGAUGAGCAAGUGACAAAUGAGCGUCCCGACCCUCUUCAACAAGAGCGUUCAAAGGCUGAUCCUGAAGUCAUCAUCAUCAGCGACUCUGAGGAUUCUUCAGAUGUUAUAGAAGUUCCUCUCAGAAAACUUGAACUGCAGACAAUGGUGGACGAGGGCGAUGAUACUGAUUUAGUCGUUACUGGCGUCAAAGAAGGCGAAAUAUUUUCGCAUCAUCGGCAGAAUUGUCCGACUCAUGCGUUCAAGGAGAUUUAUGGAAAUCUCUCUCAUGGAUCGAACAAUAUCGCCUGCGACAAAUGCUUCUGCCAUGUUUGCGAUGUAAAAUGGAGCAACUGCCUAUACUGGACAAACUCAAAUGCUCCACAUUGUAAUGCUUGGCGCCAGAGUUAUCACUGGAAAGCAUAUAAAACGAAGUGGAAGUCCCGGAAAAGCUUGCUUUCUCCAAAAAGCCUCGAAAAAAUUUCACUGUAA
Oikopleura dioica is the source of this 585-nucleotide messenger RNA. The record is from the annotation of a GenBank genome assembly. NCBI's taxonomy places the organism in Eukaryota, Metazoa, Chordata, Appendicularia, Copelata, Oikopleuridae.